CGACUGCUCCGCCCGGCGUGCGCGGGGGCAGCGCCGCGCAUCCCCGGCUGGCGGGCGGGCGGCUCCGCUCCGCACCGCUCCGCUCGGCUCCGGGGGGUUGCGGCGCCAUGGAGGCGGUGGACCAGCUCGCCUCAGCGGGCACUUUCCGCGUGGUGAAGGAGCCGCUGGCCUUCCUCAGGGUGCUCGAGUGGCUUUUUGCAAUCUUUGCAUUUGCAACAUGCGGUGGCUACUCUGGAGAGCUGCGCCUCAGUGUGGACUGCGCAAACAAGUCAGAGAGUGACUUCAACAUUGACAUAGCCUUUGCCUACCCCUUCAGGUUGCAUGAAGUGAAUUUUGAUGUUCCCACCUGUGAAGGCAAGCGCCGAGAAGAGCUCUCCUUGAUAGGGGACUUCUCCUCUUCGGCGGAGUUCUUCGUCACCAUUGCAGUCUUCGCCUUCCUCUACUCGCUGGCUGCCACCGUGGUUUAUAUCUUCUUCCAGAACAAGUACCGUGAAAACAACAGAGGGCCUCUAAUUGAUUUCAUUGUGACAGUGGUCUUCUCAUUCUUGUGGCUAGUGAGCUCAUCUGCUUGGGCUAAAGGACUGUCAGAUGUAAAGGUUGCGACUGACCCAGAUGAAGUGCUGCUGCUGAUGUCUGCCUGCAAACAGCAGUCCAACAAAUGCUUGCCCGUUCGCAGCCCAGUUAUGUCGAGCCUCAACACUUCGGUUGUCUUUGGCUACUUGAACUUUAUCCUCUGGGCAGGCAACAUUUGGUUUGUGUUUAAGGAGACGGGCUGGCAUUCCUCGGGCCAGCGGCACCCUGCAGACACCAUGGAGAAGCAGCCCAGCAGCUACAACCAAGGUGGCUACAACCAAGACAGCUAUGGGCCAUCUGGUGGCUACAACCAGCCAGGCUCCUAUGGCCAGGUGGAUGAAUAUGGCCAGUCCCAGGGCUACAGCCAGAGUGGGCCAACCUCCUUUGCUAAUCAAAUUUAGGGUUCACGCAGCACGAGCUCUUGUACCCCUCACAUGCAGAGAGUUUAACAGGUCUCAAGUUACAGUGGUGCCAGAUUUUUAAGGGUUUUACAUAAAUUAAUACUACAACACAAUGUUUAAUGUUGGUUGAUGAUGUAAGCCUACAUCCUGAGGCAGAUGGGAGGUGACCAGUGGGCUGGAGCUGGCCUUUUUUUCCCCUGACUAGCCAGAUACAGGGGAUAUGCUCAUCACAGAGGAUGACCUGGAGUCAGUGUUGUAGUAUGUACUGUAGAGAUAACUUUAUGGUAGUUUUCUAUGUGUUAAGAUGGUAGAAGCAUUUUGUAGCCUCAAGUCUGUAGUAUUUAAUAUGCAUAAUAUAACUGAAUUUCCUUCUGCAUUUUGGUGACAAACAGAGGUGUUCUACUAUUCUUUCUACAGAUUAUUCUGUACAUCCAUGCAUGUAACAUCGCACCUUAAAUCUCCAAAACUGCCUGUCUGUGGCUCUUCAGAGCAUUUGUUUUGGUUCUCCCUUUUUUUUUUGUUUCAGAAGGUUUUACCAUUAUUUCAGUUACCUGAGUCAUCUGUAAUUUAGUGCAUGGAUAAGCAGUUUCAUACUAUCAAAUGUCUGGACUGUGUAAAUGGAACUUCUUGACUUCUGCCACUAUGUUUUGUUAAAUGUAUGUUUAAAAGAGGUAUGCAUCUUUUAUAUAUUUUGCAGAGUUGAAUAUAUGGCUUACCCACGUUCUGAAUGCUUUGUAACUAUAAAAUGUUUUGGUUUAUUUUUUUCUUUCCUUGAAAUGGCAUUCAGUAGCAUAUAUAUAUAUAUGGUACCUGACCAAUGUCUAUUCCAUUUAACUCAGCUAAGUAUUCAUUCUAGAAAUCACUAUUUCUAUGGAUGUUUUGUGAAACUUUUAAUGUGAGCUGUGGAGAAUAAGGACCAAGUAACUGUGUUAUAUGUUUACAAAGGUAUUUAUUUAACUAAGAUAACAGAGGUGCAGAUAUCAGUAUACAAAACCAUCUGAAAAUGCCCUGUUGCUUAAUGCAGCAAAACAUGAAAACCACAUGUACUGCCAUGACCUUACAAAGCAUCAAUAUUCCUUUACACCCUCUUUCUAACCCUGCUGUUUCAAGAUUGUUAGAUAACCCUCUGUUCUGUCACUGCUCUGAGCGCUAGCUUGGUGCUACUGGAGAAUGUAACUGGAUUGACCAAAUAACCCAGGCUCAGAGGAACUCCCUCCUAAAACAGCCAGAGCCAGAGUUGUAGCCUGUUCAGAUUUCUCCCCGGGAAAUUCAGCCCUUCCUCACUACAGCAUAUGGGAAGCACUGACACCAACAAAAGCCUGAAGCACAAUGUAAUAAUCAAAACUGAUUAUCUGCAUUUCUAAAUCAAAGUGUAUCAGUAUAUAAUCUUAUUGUAUGAGCUGUAAUGUUGAAAGCAUCUUAGCUUAAAACAGCUUAGUCUCUUCUCUGAUUGUUGUAACCAAUUUAUGGCUACUCGGUGGAUGAAUCUAUAUUGUGAUAUCUAUUUGACCCUAAUAAAGUUAUUGCAUACAAUG
This is a messenger RNA of Dryobates pubescens (Downy woodpecker), 2509 nucleotides long. RefSeq names its product synaptoporin (gene SYNPR). NCBI's taxonomy places the organism in Eukaryota, Metazoa, Chordata, Aves, Piciformes, Picidae. The transcript has 6 exons. The coding region runs from base 108 to 974 and encodes 288 amino acids. Gene Ontology annotation, cellular component: synaptic vesicle; synaptic vesicle membrane. The record is from RefSeq and is a predicted model, not a curated record.